Molecule: messenger RNA, 2130 nt
Organism: Anoplopoma fimbria (sablefish)
Lineage: Eukaryota; Metazoa; Chordata; Actinopteri; Perciformes; Anoplopomatidae
Product: arrestin domain-containing protein 3-like
Exons: 6
Coding region: 93-1517 (474 amino acids)
Biological process (GO): protein transport
Cellular component (GO): cytoplasm; plasma membrane
Source: RefSeq, a predicted model, not a curated record
UUAUGGAAACAACACACAGGGGAAGGAGAAGGGUGGCUCGGCUAUAUGGCCUGUUUGUUUCUUUCAUUAAUUGAAACACUAUAGUCUUUACCAUGCCUUCAAUUCAGAGCUUGACGAUGACUUACGACGCGCUGAACGACGACGAUACGUUUUCGGAAGGGGACACUCUCACUGGGAAAGUCACACUGGCCUUAUUGAAGGAGACCACCGUGGAGAGCCUGGUGGUCAAAGCGAAAGGGGACGCUGAUGUACAUUGGACGAAGAAGAGCGGUGACAACACCCACACAUACCAUGCACACAAGAGAUACUUCAAACUGAAGCAGUGUCUGAUCAAGGCGGACACUCAGGAUACUGUAGUUCCCAAAGGAAUCCAUAUCUACAAAUUCAGCAUUAACAUACCACCAGGAAGCCUGCCUUCAUCCUUCAAAGGAACUCAUGGAAAGAUUGUCUACAAGUUGGAAGCCAAGUUGUCCCGGAGUUGGAGGAUGGACCGUACAGUAGAAAAGGACAUCCGUUUUGUCUCCAAGUCCUAUCCAAACCUUCACGCUCUGAUGUUACCUCAAGGUGCUUCAACAAAGAAAGAGAUGGGGUUCUUCUCAAAAGGACAUGUAGAUAUGGAUGUCACUGUCGACAAGAGUGCCUAUGCCCAAGGUGAAACUAUGGCGAUUCUUGCAAAAAUCAAAAAUUCCUCUUCCAGUGAGAUGACACCCAAAUUCAGUUUAAUCCAGGAAGUGGUGUACCGUGCCAACAGUAACACCAAGCGUGAGACCAGCUUCAUCCACAAAGUGGUUGACCACUGUAUUAAAUCCCGAACUCAGAAGGAUGUCAGGUUUGCGAUACAGAUUCCUCGUGUCCAGAUGCCAUCAAUCCAGAAUUGUGAUAUUAUCUCAGUCGAAUACCAUUUUAAGGCGUAUCUGGACAUCAGCUUCGCUUUUGAUCCAGAGAUAAUAUUUCCAGUUGUCAUUAUUCCCGCAGACCUGGACUCUGGCCGUCAGCCUGCUGUUUCUGGGGGCCCCUAUCCAGCUGGGGCUGCUGGGGGCCAAAGCAACAGUGACUUCCCUGCCUCUGUGGCGUUUAUGGGUUCUUAUCCUGUAUCUCCACGCUCAGGGAGUUAUAGAUACCCAGGAGCCCAAAGGUAUUCAGCACCACCACCUGCGUACCCAGAUAACCCACUGGUGUAUGCUGCUCCACCAGCUGUGUCCCCUGCUCAGCCGGCAAACAUGAGUAGGGGCUUCAAUAACCCAGUGCCACAAUUGGAUUCUCCCUACGGAUCACCAUAUUUAUCUUCAUUCUCUGUGAUUCACCCUCCGCCUACUGCCCCAACGUUUCAACCACCCCCAUCUGCCCCAUCCCCUUUUCCUCCACCCUUUAGCGUAUCCCAAAGAGCCCCUGCGUACAACCUGCUGCCUUCUGCACCAAUGAUGAACACAGACUUUCUGUCUCAAUCGGAUGAAGCUCCUCCAGCAUACUCACUCCUUUUCCCGUCUUCUGCUACUGACACAUCUAAUGCAAAAUAAUAGAAAGUGUGCUUAAUGACUGAAUCAGUUUGUUCAUUAUGACGUAAAAUACUCAUACUUGAAAUCUGAUCACCUAGAUCGUGUCUUUAACACUAAGGGUUUUUCAUUUUUAAGUGUGAAUCUGAAACAAAAAAGGCACUUUGUGCAAUAUUUACUGCUUGCAUGUAAACAAUUAUAUGCCAAAAUCUGAGUUUUACACUGUUUUCCUGUCAGUUCAUGUGGCUAAUUAGCUUUGUCCAGGUGCUGGAACCUCAGCCAUCCGGAUACACUGUGUAUGUACACGUGCCUUGCUCAACUCAAGAGUCCUCGACUGAUCAUUUUUUCAGUGUUUUAUAGUUUAUACCUAUUCUCUCUACCUCACUCUUCUUUGUGGAGACUAGUUGAAAGAAACUGGACAACAGGUAUUACAUCAUCAAGAAUCUUUUUAUAUCUUUAUUUUGUGAAGCGAUCAACUAAGAGGCAAUAUAUGCAUUUUCUCUAUAUUUCCCAGUCUGCUGAAUUUAACACCAGACAACUACUUCUGUCUAUUUAAUUUACACAAUACUUAGUGAACCUGCUUUUUAAGACUCACCAACUGCCAGUGUUUUCUUUGCCUUCAAGAUGCUAAUAAAGA